Molecule: messenger RNA, 1377 nt
Organism: Theileria annulata
Lineage: Eukaryota; Apicomplexa; Aconoidasida; Piroplasmida; Theileriidae
Product: Tpr-related protein family member, putative
Exons: 1
Coding region: 1-1377 (458 amino acids)
Source: RefSeq, a predicted model, not a curated record
AUGGCAAGUGCUGAGAGUGGGAAAAAUGGAUGUAGCGGCACUACCAAGAAAGUAGCAUAUGCAUUGGUUGGAUUUUCACUACUUCUUACACUCAGAGUUGGCAUGAAUGGAGCUCCAUUCUGUAUGAAACGUUUUAAGAUACCUGAACAUUUGUUCAGUCUUUAUGUUAGUAGAGUUCAUAAUUGUAUAGAACUAUCUGGUUUUGCUGGAGUUACUGCCGGUACAAUUUAUACCAUAGAGUAUGGUGGAAGUAAUGGAGGACAACAUUGUGAUAAGGUAUCUAUCGGUAUUAAUUGGAUGUUUUUCCUUAUCAAUGUAGUUCUUUUCUUUGUAUUUGUAACUGGUGGUGAGGAGGGUCAUUUGACUGAUUUUUACUGGACACUAGCAUUAUCAGCCUUUAUAUACGGAAUGAUUUUUACAUUUAGUAUUAAAUUAGCCGGAAAUUGCUUAGUUUAUUUUAUGUCAACACUUCAUGUUUCUGGUAUUUUCGUAUCUGUUUACCAUUAUAUAUUUUUGAAACUGUUCGGUAACAGAAGGAAGUUUAACACUGAUUUCUUAAUUAUUAUGUGGCAAAUUAUAUUAUCCAUAAUAAUUACAGCAGUAACAGCAAGUGUUUGGACAUAUGUUUAUGUUAAAAGCGAUAAUAAUAAUAAUAAAUGUGGUGAAAAUGGUUCUAAAGGUAAUAACAAUAGUUCUGUAGCUUAUGCAAUAUCACCAAUGAUAAUGUGUGUGUUUGCUCAGGUUGUUGUAUAUAUCUUUUACCCAGCAAUAGCACCAGGUUUGUUGGUGGACUUUAGGCACGUUAAUAAGAUAGACCAGGCUCUUCUAAUUAUUGCGCCUAUUCCAGCAAUUACAUUUGCCUUACUUGAUGCCACCGAACAAACACAAUACUCGCCUAAAUGUGAGUGGAAAGAUAAGGAAUGGUGGCACGGAACCUUAAUAUUUAUUCCAGUUAUGAUUAUUUGUGGAUAUUUGUUUAUCAAAGCACUUCACUAUCCUCAUUCAGGAGUUUCAUUAGCAAUUAUUAAUAAUCCACGUAUGGUUGGAUUUCUCACCAUUCUCUUUUACAUGAGCCAUAUGAUACUACUAGCGGUUGGAUAUCCUGGCGUAGAAAAAAAUUCUGGACAAUAUAAGGAUUAUCUGCCCACUAUAAAUGGUUUUAUGGUGACUUUAUCCAUGGCUAUAUUGAUUUUUUUUGGUGAGGGUUAUGUUAAUGAGUUUAAAAAAUAUGAUAGAUCCUAUUGGCCAACACAAGGACUGUCAGCAAAAAGAGCAUUUGGAUUCUGGUUUGAUAAAGCAAUUCAAAAUGGAUUCAAGAACUUUCUCUUAAUAUUCACAAGAGACCUUCGAAGAGAUUUAAUGUCAGCACUUGACUAA